Leptopilina heterotoma is the source of this 2571-nucleotide messenger RNA. RefSeq names its product probable glutamine--tRNA ligase (gene GlnRS). Gene Ontology annotation, cellular component: cytosol; cytoplasm; aminoacyl-tRNA synthetase multienzyme complex. The transcript is spliced from 8 exons. Gene Ontology annotation, biological process: translation; glutaminyl-tRNA aminoacylation. Gene Ontology annotation, molecular function: ATP binding; glutamine-tRNA ligase activity. NCBI's taxonomy places the organism in Eukaryota, Metazoa, Arthropoda, Insecta, Hymenoptera, Figitidae. Bases 125 to 2461 code for a protein of 778 amino acids. The record is from RefSeq and is a predicted model, not a curated record.
UCAGUGUAUGUUUGACAUUUACAUUCUUAUCCAUCUGUUAGUCUGUUACUAAUUUUACUCCGAUUUUGCACGUUUUUUAUAUACUUAAUUUUUGCUCUUCGGAUUUAUUUUUAAUUUAAUAAAUAUGACAGCAGAUUUGGAGGAUAUAAAACUUUUCCAAACAAUUGGAUUGAGUGAACAAAAAGCAAUAGAGACGCUAAAAAAUGCACAAGUUACUAAACAUUUAAAAUUUACCAUCGCUGAGGCUUCAAAGCACGGAACUGUUAACAACGAGAAUGGAACUUUACUGUAUCACUUGGCAACAAAAAUAAAAGCUCAAAUAAUAGACAAAGUACCAUUUAUAUCUGAAUCGAUAGUGAAUAAAAAAUUGGAUACAGUUCAAAGGGUCGACGCAGCUUUAAAUUAUUUUCUAAGCAACAUUAAAGAAGCAAUUGAUAUUAAAGCUUUCGAGGAAGCAUGCGGUGUUGGAAUUGAAGUAACUCCAGAACAAAUUAAACAAGUCGUUGAGGCAAUAAUUGCAAAGCAUAAGGAUGAAAUUAUUGAAAAGAGGUAUCGCUUUAAUGCCGGGCCUUUAAUGCAAAAAGUACGCACCGAUUUAAAAUGGGCCGAUGGAAAAUUAGUGAAAAGUGAAUUUGAUUCACAGUUAAUUCAUUUAUUAGGUGAAAAAACGGCAGCUGACUUGGCCCCACUUCCGAAAGAGGGGAAAAAUAAACAAAAAGCACCGGAGAAAGAGGCUAAAAAGAAAAUCGAGAAGGAAAGUGAAGCUGUGAAGGAUAAAAUUGGUGCACAAACGAUAAGUGAACUGAUGAAAACGAAAGUUAAUUUUCACAAGACUGGAGAAAAUUACAAAACGGAAGGUUACGUGGUUACUCCCAAUACUCAUCAAUUAUUAAAGGAACAUCUUCGCAUCACUGGCGGAAAAGUAAGAACGAGGUUUCCACCUGAACCAAAUGGAAUUUUACAUAUUGGACACGCUAAGGCCAUUAACAUUAAUUUUGGUUAUGCAGCUGCUUACGAUGGUACUUGCUACUUACGUUACGAUGAUACAAAUCCCGAAAAAGAGGAGGAAAAAUUCUUCGUUGGAAUUCGAGAUAUGGUGGAAUGGUUGGGUUAUAAACCACAUAAGAUAACGCACUCUUCUGAUAAUUUCCAACAAUUGUACGAAUGGGCAGUGAAACUUAUCGAAAAAGGUAUGGCUUACGUUUGUCAUCAAACCAGCGAUCAAAUGAAAGGUUUCAAUCCACCGCCGAGUCCAUGGCGUGAAAGACCAAUUGCAGAAAAUCUACAAUUAUUCCAGGAUAUGAAAGAAGGUCUAAUGGAAGAAGGAGAAGCGACUCUCAGAAUGAAAGUGACACUUGAGGAAGGAAAGCAGGAUCCAGUUGCUUACAGAAUAAAAUACACCCCUCAUCACAGAACUGGCGAUCAAUGGUGUAUUUAUCCGACCUAUGAUUUCACUCAUUGCUUGUGUGACAGUAUAGAAAAUAUUACUCACUCGCUUUGUACGAAAGAAUUUCAAUCGAGAAGAUCAUCGUACUAUUGGUUGUGCAAUGCUCUAGAUAUUUAUUGUCCCGUUCAGUGGGAAUAUGGAAGACUCAAUGUUAGUUACACUGUUGUGUCGAAGAGGAAAAUCGCUAAACUAAUCGAUGAGGGAAUCGUUUCCGACUGGGAUGAUCCUAGACUUUUUACUUUAACUGCUUUGAGAAGACGUGGAUUCCCCGCGGAAGCAAUCAACAAUUUUUGCGCUCAAAUGGGAGUGACGGGUGCUCAGGCAACGGUUGAUCCCGAAGCUUUGGAAGCAUCGGUUAGAGAUGUUUUGAAUCUCACAGCACCUCGUCACAUGGUUGUUUUAGAUCCAUUGAAAAUUACCAUUUCUAAUUUCACUGGCGAUUCGUCGAUUAAUAUUUCCGUUCCUGAUUUCCCCAACGAGCCAGAAAAAGGACAGCACAAUAUCACCUUCGACGAAAUUGUUUACAUUGAAGCUUCCGACUUUAAGGAGAACGAAGAAAAGGGAUUUCGAAGACUGACACCGAAGCAAUCGGUGGGUUUAAAACACACGGGCGUUGUUAUUACUUUACAGUCUGUGGAAAAAGACUCAACUGGUAGGAUUACGAAUAUAAUUGCCAAACAGGAGCCAGUUUCAGAUAAAAAUAAACCCAAGGCAUUUAUACAUUGGGUUUCGAAACCAUCUCUCGCUUCCGUCAAUCUUUAUAGUCGAUUAUUUAAACACAGAAAUCCAGAAGACACGAACGAAGUGCCAAAUGGAUUUCUCAGUGAUAUAAAUCAUGAUAGCAAGAAAGAAGUUGUCGCCUACAUCGAUUCGUCUCUAGAGAAAGUUUCGAAGCCUUUGGACAAAAUGCAAUUUGAGAGAAUUGGAUUCUUCUGCGUGGACUUUAAUUCUAAACCCAACAAGGUUGUUUUUAACAGAACUGUCACUUUGAAAGAGGAUGCAGGAAAAGUCUAGAAAAAACUAAUUGAAUAUGUUAUUUUUUUUGAAAAAUGGCGUAAGUUCAAAAUAUUUUUAAUGUACGCAAUUCUCGAUUUUCUAUUUAAUAAAUUUAUAUUUAUAAAGUA